UCGGCACAGGCGCACAGCAAUCCUUAACCAACAAACCCUCUGAUAAAUUUUUGUCUUUUUGCUCCUCCGCCGCGGAAAGCCGUUAGCGGCGGUUGCGUAAAUGGAAGGCGACGCCCAACCGAAAUGCCACGUGGUGGCGGUGCCGUAUCCCGGGCGAGGCCACGUCAACCCAAUGAUGAAUCUCUGCAAGCUCAUCGCCGUCCACCGCCCCGACACACUCUUCACUUUCAUUCUCACUGAAGAAUGGUACGGCUUCAUCUCCGGCGACCCCAAGCCGGAGAAUCUGAGAUUCGCCACCGUCCCCAACGUAGUCCCUUCCGAAAUUGGGCGGGCGAAGGACUUCGCGGCCUUCUUCAGGGCCACGCAGACCGAGCUGGAGGCGCCCGUGGAGGCGCUGCUGGAUAGGCUCGACGACCGGCCUGAGCCCAAUGUGAUUAUACACGACACGUACUUGCCGUGGGUGGUGGCGGUCGGGAAUCGGAGGAAUAUUCCGGUGGCGUCGCUUUUCACGAUGUCGGCGGCCACUUUUUCGGUUUUUCUUCACUGGGAUCUCCUGGUUCAGAACGGCCACUCUCAUUAUCCCAACGUUUCAGAGCGAGUUAACUAUAUUCCCGGAAUACCAUCCAUUCAAGUGCCAGAUCUUCCCACUCCGAUCCAUGGCAAAGGCAAGGAAUUGGUUGAUGAUGUUUUGAAGGUUUUAUCAUUGGUGCCCAAAGCACAAUACCUUUUAUUCACUUCAGUUUAUGAGCUCGAAGCUCCCGCCAUUGAUGCUAUAAAGCAAAGCUUGUCGUCUCUCCCCAUCCACACAAUCGGUCCUGCAAUUCCCUACUUCAACCCCAUAGACGAUGGCAAACCCCCUUUUGUUCUUGCAGAUAAAGAAUCAGAUUCCAUAAUCAAAUGGCUGGAUUCCCAGCCGGAAAGCUCUGUCAUUUACAUUUCACAGGGAAGCUUUCUUUCUGUCUCGAGUUCUCAGCAGGACGAAAUCGUCGCCGGUGUGCACGCUAGUGGCGUUCGGUUUUUGUGGGUGACACGGGGCGAAGAAUCUCAGUUUCGGAGGGAAAAUAAUAAUGGCAGCGGGUGUUUGGUUGUGCGGUGGUGCAACCAGUUUGAGGUGUUGCGCCACCGUGCGGUGGGCGGGUUUUGGUCGCACUGUGGGUGGAACUCGACGAAAGAGGCGGCGUUCGCAGGCGUGCCUGUGCUCACGUUUCCCAUAUUCUGGGAUCAGACCACCAACAGUAAGAUUAUCGUGGAGGACUGGAAGAUCGGGGUGAAGGUGCAGAGAGGGGAUGGAGGUUUGGUGGGAAGGGGAGAGAUUGGUGAGCUGUUGAAGAGAUUCAUGGAUUUGGAGAAUGCAGAGAUGAAGGAGAUGAGGAGAAGAGCAAAAGUGGUGCAACAAAUAUGUCACACUUCUAUGGAGAAAAGUGGUUCUUCCUAUGUAAAUAUUGAUGCUUUCAUCAAUGAAAUUUCAUAGCUAGACAUUUUGGAAUCAAAAUUUUACACCAAAAUCGUGUUUUGGUGCCUUCGAGCUAGUUCUAGCCAAGUUGGCAUAACAAUUUACUUGGUAACCAUGUGUCAGGUUCAAAGUUUAAUACGGAGUAUUAAAUUUGAGUUGACCAGUUAUGGGUCCUGUGAGUUGUUCUUGUGGUCUUUUAUUAAAUAGGGUCAUAAAUUGAGUUUCAUCCCUAACUAGAUAGUAAUUAGGGAUUUUUCCUUAAAUUAAAGUAUGUAUUUGGUAAUGUCGUGUGAUAAUGUCACUAUGGGCUUUCAUUGAUAUUGUUAUCAAUUAUCAAUAGUCUUUGGAUUUGGACUUGC
This is a messenger RNA of Ipomoea triloba (trilobed morning glory), 1812 nucleotides long. RefSeq names its product UDP-glycosyltransferase 87A2-like. Gene Ontology annotation, molecular function: UDP-glycosyltransferase activity. The coding region runs from base 101 to 1471 and encodes 456 amino acids. Lineage: Eukaryota; Viridiplantae; Streptophyta; Magnoliopsida; Solanales; Convolvulaceae. The transcript is spliced from 2 exons. The record is from RefSeq and is a predicted model, not a curated record.